GUGUCUCGGUAAUCACAUGACUUUUACGUUGCGUCAGUUGUGUAGUAAACUCUCGCAACUAUUUCUCAACGAUAUAGGGAAUAUUACAUAACAUUGGAGAAUAAGUGAACACGUAGAGCAAUUUUGUGAAAUCGUUAGGCAUCGACCUUGAAUACUUUUUUAAAGCGAAGUAGCUAGAUCGAUAGCUAACGUUAAGCACUUUUCCUUUUCAUGACUAACUUCUGCUUGUUGCAACAGUCAGUCAGAAUGGGCCAUUUUCUAUCUCUCACCACCUUACUGUACCUGCUUGUUACGAGCUGCUCGGGCUCCCCUCCCUCGAAUUUCAUCCUCCUGUUCGCGGACGACGUGGGGUUCGGCGACCUAGGAUGCUACGGGCAUCCAACCUCGCUCACCCCCAACCUGGACCGCUUGGCGGCCGACGGACUGAGAUUCACUGACUUCUACUGCACCAGUCCCGUCUGCAGCCCCUCCAGGGCGUCUUUGCUGACAGGGCGCUACCAGACCCGGUCAGGGGUGUACCCGGGGGUGUUCUACCCUGGUUCCCGCGGAGGUCUACCGCUUAACGAGACCACCAUAGCGGAGGUGCUAAAGCCCCUGGGCUACGCCACGGCAGCCAUGGGGAAAUGGCACCUGGGGGUGGGGGAGAACGGGAUGUACCUGCCCACCCGACAGGGCUUUGACCACUACCUGGGGGUCCCCUACUCCCAUGACAUGGGACCCUGUCAGAAUCUGACAUGUUUCCCUCCAGAUGUUAAAUGCUUCGGACACUGUGACGUCGGCGUGGUAACCAUCCCACUAAUGCACAAUGAUGUCAUAAAGCAGCAGCCUGUGGACUUCCUGGAUCUGGAGAGGGCUUACAGUGACUUUGCCACAGACUUCAUCACCCAGGCUACCAGGAAGAAACAACCCUUCUUCCUCUACUACCCCUCCCAUCACACCCACUACCCCCAGUAUGCAGGCCCGGCAAUGGCAGGGCGGUCUCGUAGGGGUCCGUUUGGUGACUCUCUGCUGGAGUUUGACUCUACAGUAGGGAACCUGCUCUCAGCUCUGGAACAUACUGGAGUCCUCAACAACACUCUCAUACUGUUCACUGCUGAUAAUGGGCCUGAGUUGAUGCGUAUGUCUCGGGGGGGUAAUGCUGGUCCUCUGAAGUGUGGUAAGGGCACCACCUAUGAAGGGGGCAUGAGAGAACCUGCCAUCGCCUACUGGCCUGGGACCAUCACACCAGGGGUCACCCAUGAGCUGGCCAGCACCCUGGACAUCAUGCCCACUAUCGCAAGGCUGGCGGGGGCCAAACUACCAAUGGUGCAGCUGGACGGAGUGGAUAUGACGGACAUCUUGGUCAACCACGGACCGAGUAAGAGAGAGGCCAUGAUGUUUUACCCUACAGACCCCAGUGAGAAUUAUGGCCUGUUUGCUCUCAGGCUGGGCAAAUACAAGGCUCACUUCUACACACGCGGUGCAGGCCACAGUGAGACCACCCCAGACCAGGACUGUCACAUAAUCUCCUUCCUGAAGCCCCAUGAUCCUCCCCUGCUGUUUGACUUGGAGUCUGACCCCAGUGAGAACUACCCCUUGUCUCCGCUGGGACGCCCCGACCUGCAGGCCCUGCUGCGGAGGAUAGGCGUGGUCAAGGAACAGUUUGAAGCCUCCAUGGAGUUUGGGGAGAGCCAGAUCGGGAAAGGUAGCGACCCUGAUCUUGAGCCCUGCUGCACCCCGCACUGCACCCCCAAACCUUCCUGCUGCCAGUGUGGCUGAUGCACCCUCAAACCUACAGUACUGCUUGUACUGUACCUUAAGUAAGACCAGUUCUAGUACCUCUAUUACUGUGGAUGAGGUACCCCAAACUUAACCUCUUGCACUUGAAAACACUUGUUAAUUACCGACUGUGUCAGACGACUCGUAGAACAGCUAAGUGCGUCGUUAGAUGCGUUUUUCCCCUACUGCGUCACUUUAUACACAGAAGACAUCUGCUAAACAUAGAAUCAAGAUGUUUAUUUGUUUCUCUGUGACCGCUGGAAACUUCACAACGAAGUUGACUACAAAUACAAAGUUGCCAAUGUCUGCAAUUUUUACAAACAAGCGAAGGAUGAAAAGAUGCUUCAAAUGAAACCCAAGAUAAUUGCAUUAAAAUAAUAAUUGCUUACAGUAUAGGCUACAGGCCUAUAUAAUUAAAUCAUAUUUAAAUCAAUUUCAUGUUCAUUCAAUUGAUUUUUAUUUUGCUAAUUUUAGGGUGUCUGUAAUUUUUGCCUCAAUAUGUUUCAAGAUGUGUUACAAUCGCUCAAUGAUCUGCCAGAUCUUGCAUUAUUAUAGGGUAAGCAUUAGGGAAAAAAUGCCUCAACAAUAGGUGAUAAUAUCUUUCUAGGAGCUGAUCCGUCGACAGUAUUGUGGAAUAAUUCUAAUGUUAAUGUCAGAUUUAAAUGGAGAUAGCUGAUCCGAGAGCAGCGCUGCCUUUCUUUCGAUCCUAUCAGUGUUGACACUAUGCCACAACAACGCACUUAGCAACUGUGUGGUGUUUUAGGAAACGCAUGUUACAUCUUUGGCCGUUGUAGGAAAGAUGCAUUGUUAAAACACUCGUAAGCCUAAAUUCUAUCGGGAAACCGGGCCCUGGCUAGUUUUACGAAAGACGGUGUGUGUAUUCUUUUUAAAUAAAGCAUUAUAUUAAUACACUAUUUUAUAGUGAGAGAGAAUGUAACAUCUCACACCCAGAGGAAAGGAGUGGUAGUUAAGUUCAAACAUAUCUUUACUAACUAGACAGACCUUCAUGUAAUCAAAUUGUCCAAAUCUAAGGAAAUGUAUUUUACAGAUGACAAUAAUUUUAUAUAGCCUAGCUAGCCUAUAAUCAGGUUGUUGGUCCGACAUACAUGAUUGUAGCUUGGACCUAAAUCAUGCAUUAAUGUUGACAUUUGAAUUACAGUGGCAGAUCUGAAGUUAGGAUUUUACCCUAUAAAUUAACAGAUUCAUGAAACUGUUAUUGUGACCCCAUAGCACAGUGACACAAGCACAAGAAAGAGACAGUCAGACGCAUUUGGACAUCAAGCAUAUAUUUUAUUCAUAAGACCAAACCCAUGACAAGGCAGAGUGUAUUAUUAUUAUUUUUUUAACUUUUAGAUUUGUACAAGUCCUCAUUUUUUUAAGAUACAAUAUAGAUAACUUUGUAUUUGUCACAUACUGAUGCUCUAGUUAUACAGUGAAGAAUCUAGUUUGUUUAUGUAUUAAAGUCCAAAGUUUAGAUGAACUGUUAACUGGAUGUUUGAGCUGCUAUACAGGACUAGGGAAUCCUUGGGGGUUGGUUGGUAUUCUGUAGCUAUCAGGGAAGAUAGAAGGGCUUCAACUAAGCUCUUACAGGACAGAAAAACAAAAGACAAAACAAACUGGUACAGGUAAGAGAUGGAGCAUGUCUGGAGCUCAAAGCCAUGGGCUACAUUGGCAAGAUGCGAUAGGUUCCUGUAUGAAAGCAGGCUCUCUGAAAGCUGUUUUUAAUUGGUUCAGCUCUACUUCUCUGCUCUAUCAGCAGAUUGGCCAGCAAUGGGGUGGGUGUGUUGUUGGAGCUCAGCAAGGUCAAAGGUGACACAUUACAUGUGUCCCCUAAUGAUGAUGUCACAGAUGUGCCUAAAGGGGUGCUGCUAAAGCCUGUCUGUGGGGCGAAUGUUUGAGUUUGCAAGAACUCAAAAUGUCACCUUAGUGGUUGACGUAGAGUCAAUGUGUGGAAACGCAGCACACUCAAAUAAAAAGAAGAACUGGCCAUUUAAAAAUGA
Salmo salar (Atlantic salmon) is the source of this 3758-nucleotide messenger RNA. RefSeq names its product arylsulfatase A (gene arsa). NCBI's taxonomy places the organism in Eukaryota, Metazoa, Chordata, Actinopteri, Salmoniformes, Salmonidae. The record is from RefSeq and is a predicted model, not a curated record. Gene Ontology annotation, molecular function: arylsulfatase activity.